Molecule: messenger RNA, 2329 nt
Organism: Papaver somniferum (opium poppy)
Lineage: Eukaryota; Viridiplantae; Streptophyta; Magnoliopsida; Ranunculales; Papaveraceae
Product: malonate--CoA ligase-like
Exons: 17
Coding region: 181-2043 (620 amino acids)
Biological process (GO): fatty acid metabolic process
Molecular function (GO): medium-chain fatty acid-CoA ligase activity
Source: RefSeq, a predicted model, not a curated record
CUUACCACUACCACCACCACCACCUUCUGAAAAACCCUACCUAAACCCUACAAAUCAAGAACAUAAAUGUCCUAAUCAAAUUAAAAAUGACUAAACAAAUCAAAACAAGAUCAAUGGUGUGAAAUGGGCGGUCACUAAUUUUAGUAGUAAAUAGUUAGUGAGAAGGACUGACUACUCCUGAUGAAUUCAUUUAAAGCUUCCAACUACUUCUUCAAAAAACCUAAAAAUACUAUCUUUCAUUAUCAUCAUCUUCUUCGUUAUCUAUGUACAAUUAAAGAAUCUUCAUUUUCACUGUCUGAUAGACCAAACCUAGGGUUUCAAUUCAUUGACCAUCGAAAAAGAAGAAGAAGAAUUCCUAGUAUUUUCCUCACUUGUUCCUCACGUUCGUAUUCAUCAUCAUCAUCAUCUACAUUCAUGGAGGUAGCAAAAGCAGCUAUUAGGAAGGGAUCUGCGGCUGCAGAUAAAAUUGGGAUCAGAGCUGAAGGAAAUAACUACAGUAAUUUUCAACUCAUCAGUACUGCUGUGAAGAUAUGCAAUGACAUUCUGAGAAAUGCACCUGAAGCAGUGAAAGACACAGGAAAUCUUGGUGGAGCUCGGGUAGGAAUUGUGGCUAAGCCAUCAGCUGAAUUAGUUGCGGGUUUGCUUGGGACUUGGCUUGCUGGUGGAUGUGCAGUUCCACUUGCACUCAGCUAUCCAGAAGCUGAGCUUUCUUAUGUUAUGAAUGAUGCGGAUGUUUCCAUGAUUUUAAGCACACAAGAUCAUCAAGUUCUUAUGGAGAGUAUUGCUGCCAAAUGUUCUGCUCAUUUUUCUGUCGUUCCUUCAGUUCCCAGUUCUAUAUCAACGGCAAGUACAGAUGAACAUCCACAGGAUUUACAAGUGGAUGAAAUUAAAACCUCGAAAGAGGCCCAAGGAGAUGACAUUGCAUUGAUUUUAUAUACUAGUGGUACAACAGGCAAACCAAAAGGAGUGGUUCACACACACAAGGGAAUUCUUGCACAGGUCCAAAUGUUGAUAGAGGCGUGGGAAUAUUCAUCUGCAGAUCGAAUUUUAAAUUGCCUACCUCUGCACCAUGUUCAUGGGCUCUUUAAUGCCUUAUUUGCUCCUCUCUAUGCCGGUGCAGUGGUUGAGUUCAUGCCAAAAUUUAGUGUGAGUGGAAUCUGGCAGAGAUGGCGUGAAUCAUAUCCAAAAGAUGGAACUAAGUUGGAUGAUGCUGUUACUGUGUUUACAGGAGUUCCAACCAUGUACACUAGAUUUUUACAAGGAUACGAAGCGAUGGAUCCAGACUUACAAGCUACUUCAGCCUCAGCUGCAAGCCAGUUGCGUCUUAUGAUGUGUGGUUCCUCUGCACUUCCUUAUCCCAUUAUGAAGCAGUGGGAAAUCAUAACAGGCCAUUGGCUUUUAGAACGUUAUGGCAUGACUGAGUUUGUUAUGGCACUUUCAAACCCCUUGAAAGGUUUGAGAAAGGGAGGAACUGUUGGAAAGCCACUACCUGGUGUGGAGGCUAAAAUUCUUUUAGAUGAUGGCGCUGGGAAUGACACAAACGGAGUAGGCGAGCUUUGUAUUAGAAGCCCUUCACAGUUUAAGGAAUACUGGAAGCGACCAGAGGUGACAAAGGAAUCUUUUAUUGAAGGUGGGUUCUUUCUGACUGGGGAUACAGUUAAAGUUGACGAGGAUGGAUACUACGUUAUUUUGGGACGUACAAAUGCAGAUAUCAUGAAGGUCGGUGGUUACAAGUUAUCUGCAUUAGAGAUUGAAGCAGUGAUUUUAGAGCACCCGGUCGUGUCAGAGUGUUGUGUACUAGGUUUACCAGAUAAAGACUAUGGAGAAGCUGUCACUGCGAUAAUCGUACCCGAGGCAGAUGCAAAGCAAAGAGCAAAAGAAGAGUUCAAACCAGCUGUCUGCUUAGAAGAACUACAGUUGUGGGCUAAGGAUAAACUUGCUCCGUACAAAAUUCCAACGAGGUUGAUAUUGUGGGAUUCACUUCCCCGCAAUGCCAUGGGAAAGGUGAACAAGAAGGAGCUAAAGACCAAGCUCGAUUGCUGAAAUAUGAACUAUGAAGUAUAAUGCAACAGGCAACAGCUAUUAGGACCCGCAGAGUGAGACCUCGAGUUCGAAGGUUGGGAAGCUUGCUACCCUAGUAACUACAUAGUCUACAUUUACCAAAUCCAAAUACAAUCAGGUUUCAUCGCGUCAAAUCUCACCAAUAAUAGACAGACCUUAUCCUAUUCAAUUUAGUAAAAUAUCUCAUCGCUUCCACUCUAAUUUAUUUUAAGGUAUCAGUGUUAUAUUUUUCUGAUAUAUUCUGUUUAGUCAAUCUAAAGAAGUUGUA